UUUGACAAAGCGCGACGGCUACUGCAACAGGUGGGGCACGGCCACUGUUUUGUCCCUGUCGGGCUGCCGUCGUUGCAGAACUUACCUUCGGAAACAACACAGAAAUACCACAGAUUCAACUUCUACUCUGACUGCGCUGCACGGAUUGGAAGUGUAAACAAUGUCUGAUUGCUGUUGGUGGUUUUUGCUGUGACUUUUACACACACAUUUGUUCUGCCUAAAGCCUCAAUUUUAGUCUCCCACCAGACAGUUGGAAACCACAUGGAUGAAGAAGCACCGAAAGAACAGCAUCAUAUUAAUGUCGGAAGAUUCACCUUUUUCCCUUUAAACUAAAAUAUCAUAUGGAGUAAAAAGAAGGACCAGAACUUUGAAAAAAAUGCUCCAAACCUGGCCUUCACUGUCUGGUGCAGUGAAGAAACUGAAAUGAUGCAAAACACAAACGAAAAUGAAAGCCCAGAGACAUCAGCACAUCCAGAGAGAGGACUGGUCCAUAUCUGGCAGUCUGUGGGUUCUGGUGGUCAGCAGCUGUGUCCAGAAAAAGUGCUGCUUCCCAUACCUGUUCUGCAGGUGUCCCUUGGAGAACAUCAUGGACUGCUACUAACACUGGGUGGUCAUGUUUAUUCCUUUGGAGAGCUGUUGUGGCGGGACGUGAGUGUCCCAGUCUCUGCUCCAUUGCUAGAAAAGACCCUAGUGGGGAAGACCAUGGUGCGUGUGGCUGCCGGGGGCUUCCACUGUGGAGCGCUGUGUGAGCAGGGCUACGUGUACAUGUGGGGGGAGAACACUGCAGGACAGUGUGGGCUGUCAGAGCAGGGCUCUGUUACAAAUGUCACAGUUCCAGAGCCGUGUUUAGUCAGUGUUGUGGACAACGAGGUUGUUCCACCAGCAGUGGUUCGUGUUGUGAAUCUGGCCUGUGGACGGGAGCACAGUCUGGCCUUGUCAACACAGAAUGAAGUGUGGGCCUGGGGCAGCGGGUGUCAACUCGGACUGGUCACGAACAGUUUCCCUGUGUGGAAACCACAGAAGGUGGAGCACUUGGCUGGCAGACAUGUCAUUCAGGUGGCCUGUGGCGCCUAUCACAGCUUGGCACUGGUCCGCACUUUACCUACUCAGAACAACAAUACCCAGAAUACAUCAGAGAAGGAGGGGGCUCCGCCACCACAAUACUCACUGACUGAAACAGAGGAGCUGUGUACAAUAGAUGAUGCUCACUACUGUCCACUGGGAGUGGAGCUCACCGAGAGCCUGACAAGUGAGUCCUCCUCCCAGAGGAGAAGCCCCAGACACAAGCUCCACCUUGGUAGGAGGUCAGCUGGCAGUAGCCCUGGCUCUGGAUCUGGGUCAUGCCCACUUUUGGAUGUCAAAGCGGUCUCUCAACGGAAGGAUCUUUUAGAAAGCACCAGUUGUGAGUCUGAUGGGAACAACGACUCCCUAUCUCAACCAGACAGUCGGCUGAAGUCUGAGUCAGGUUCCUGCUGGAAGGUCAACAAGAGGUCAGCUCUCUGUGAUGAGAUGGAGCUCCACAACCUCCUCCAAAAACUCUCUGGACAUUCAUUAGAGCUGCAUGAAAACUCUGUACCAGGAGAUACGGACUCACUGAGCAGUCACACUUCAGAUGACAGCUGUGUUUCCUCCACUGUCUCAAGUUACAGAGACGAUUCUUCUGUUAAGAGUCAAACUACAAACGCUGGUGCAGUGCCUGGCUGUUAUUCCUCCUCCCCCGUGUGCUUGGAAGAAGUGCGCGUUUGUCUGGAGGCGGAGAAAGCAACGGUGCGGGGUCAGAAGAGCUCCAGCCAGAGUGGAACAAAGGCGGGAAAUAGGAGACGCUCAUUGCCUGGAACACCCAACCAUGGAUCCCCGAGACGUCGGCGAUCUUGUGCCCGCAGACCAUCCUCCUCCGGUCGGACUGCAACACCAGAGGAGACUAGAGAUGAGUUACCCUCUCUGGAGACAGAAGUGUGGAGCUGGGGCCGUGGCUCCGAGGGGCAAUUGGGACAUGGAGACCAGCUCGCUAGACUCCAGCCUCUGUGUGUCAAGUCUUUGACUGGAAAGGAAGUGACCAGAGUUGCUGCAGGGUCUCACCAUUCUCUGGCCCUCACUGCUCAGUGCAAAGUGUUUUCCUGGGGGAGCAACAUGUGUGGUCAGCUGGGCCAUGUCAACAGUCCAGUCACUGUUCCUCAGGAGGUGAAGCUGUCCGAGGGUCUUCAGGUUUGGGACGUGUCAGCCGGACAGAGCCACUCCCUGCUGCUGGCGGAUGGAGACUCUGUCCAGCCGGUCUUGUUGUACUGUGGUCAGCAUCAACAGCCAACGCCAGUGCACAACAAGAAGCCACACCAGAGUCAAAGGUCAUCCCAGAGGUCGCCUAGAAGGGCUGAGAGCUAUACAGUCAGGCCCAUCCAGCUGCCAGUGUACAUGGAGAUGAGUUAUUUUAGCACCGUGUGCUGUGGUGGUCAGAACUGUGCAGUACUGGCAGACCAGAACGUCAUGGGCUUCAUCUCCACUAUCCACGAGCUAGCGUCCAGAGAAAGACGAUUCUAUUGUUGGUUGAGUGACAUCAGGAGCCUUCUGCUCACGCCCACGCGCAACAAGGAGACUUCAUGCUCGUCCUUAGGUGAACUGUGGACUCAUCUCUUCAUCUCUCUUUGUGAGACUUUUAAUCGUCUGAGCAUUCUGAUUGGUCGUCACUCCACCUUACUGAGCUAUUUCCUCCAUGAUGUGCAGAGCCAUGACAUCACUUCCCUCCUUCAUCUGACACACAUCGAUGAAUUUCUAGAAGUUUACAAGGAGUACUGUUCUGCAUUGGGUAACUUUCAGGUGAUGAAUGGAUUCCAGUUACUUCACAAACUCUCACUUGAGGUGUUGGGUUCUAAGCAGACCACACUUGCCAGGCUGUGUGUUCCGGACCAGUCUGCCACUGGUGAUGUUGAUCUAGUUACACUGCUGUACUGGCCUCUGCAGCAGCCCCGACAGUACAACCGACUCUUGCUUAAACUGGCUGCAUGCUACGAUGUGUUAACAACAGAGUACGAGUCUCUGCAUCAGGCCAGCGUUCAGUACGAGUCCCUGUCUUUGUUCCUAAUGAAGAAGAAGAAAGAAGCUGAAACCACAUUCCUCUUCUGGAAAAGCCACUCGGGAAAAUAUACUGAGGAGCUGCGUCUCCCGCAGCGCCGCGUUGUGUGUGAAAGCAGCAACAGAUCACUCACCCUGCAGAACGCCAGGCGCUUCUCCAACCACUGGUUCAUACUCUUCAAUGAUGCACUGGUACACACGCAGGGUGCCAUUCCCUCUCAGACUUUUUUUUCGACACAUCACAUCUCUCCACUGACUUGUUUGUGGGUGAAACCAGUUACUGACGACAGCAGUGGACUCCACGCUAUAAAAAUUACAUGUCCAGAGGAGAGUUUCACUAUUGUGGCCUCGUCACCACAGGAGAAGAACAAGUGGUUGAGAGCUCUAAACCAGGCAGUGGAUCAGGUGCUGGGUGGUGGAGCCCAGGGAUCGUCACCUGGUAUGAUGGGUGUGUCUCGCACUGCGUCCUACACAUUCAGUGGAGAGGGUCGCUUUAAAGAGGCCCGCUACAUCGGGGGCUGGCUGGCAGGACGAGUUCAUGGCAGGGGAAUUAUGAAGUGGCCAAAUGGACAGACUUACACUGGAAACUUCAAGAAUGGACUGGAGGAUGGUUACGGGGAGGUUGUUAUACCUAAUAAGGAACAGAAUCAACCAGACAUUUACCAAGGACAGUGGCGAGAGGGCAGGAUUCAUGGUUUUGGCAAAUACAGAUGUAGCUCUGCUCAAUCCCUCAGAUACGCCAGUGGUGAGGUGUACGAGGGCUGUUUCUGUGACGGACAGCGACAUGGUUAUGGCAUGCUGAGCUCUGGUAAACAGACCAGGACUUCAGCUAGUGUCUUCAUUGGAGAAUGGGUCCAGGACAGGAAGACAGGAUAUGGAGUGUAUGAUGACAUCACCAGGGUGUUGGGCUUUUGGUUUGUGAUGACGAUACUGUUUUCCACGGGGAGUUUUCUGAUGACUGGACAGUCAACGGAAAGGUUUUUUCUCUAUCUUUUGAUCCAUGUGCUCGACACAUAUCUGAAUAUUAAUAGUUUUGUUAUCAUGUUAAACUACUGGUCAUUUUCUCUGUGUGUUUCUCUGUUUAUGUUUCUCUGCUCCCACACCUCCUCUACACUUCAGGGUGUACUGUCUCUUGUGAACGGGGAUUGUCUAGACGGCCUGUUCAGUGGAGAGUGGAACACAGGGCUGAAAGUGGUUGCGACAUAUAGUAAACCAGCUGUGGAUGAACCUGACAACAAAGACAGGAACCGCCUGUUCAGGACAGGUCAGUACUUGUCGGACACAGGCCACAGGUGGGGCUCUGUGUUUAGUGAAUGCUGGCGCCGACUGGGCUGUGAUGCAAACGGAAGAGGAGAGAGGACGACAGCCUGGGAGAACAUCGCUGUCACGAUAACAAAUGCACGACGACGCAGCAUAAACCUCAGUAGAUCUCAAAGCAAAGUUCUGGAGUGUCUGGAGUUGAUUCCCCAUCACGCAGAAGCUGUCACUACUGCAAACUAUAAUAACAUACGACGCUAUCUCAUCAAGGCCUGUGAGACCCCCAUCCACCCUCUGGGCUGGCUAGUGGAGACGUUGGUGACUGUAUACAGAAUGACAUACGUUGGUGUGGGGUCUAAUCGCAGGCUGCUCAGACAGGCGGUCCAAGAAGUCCAGGCCUACCUCAGCCAUUACUUCAACAUUGUCCGGUUUCUAUUUCCUGGGUUACCAGAAGAUGGCGGUGUCCUACCAGAUCCCCCUGCCUCCCUGUCCAAAAGUAGACACAACUCCAACACAGAAGAGCAGGGUUUUCUCUCCUCCUGCCUCUUGUCCUCCAGUGUUGUGGUGGUGAGCUGCUCCUCUCUGCUGCUCCCUCUGCUCCUCCCUCGCCUCUACCCUCCUCUCUUUACCCUCUACUGCCUGCAGGAGGAGCAGAAAGAGUACUGGGAAUGCGUCCUCCAACUGAACAGACAGCCUGACCAGUCACUGCUCAGUUUUUUGGGGGUGCAAAAGAAGUUCUGGCCAGUGUUGAUAUCAGUUUUUGGAGAAACAAAACAGAUUGUAUCCAGUAGUGAAGAUGCCUGCUACGUCUCUGCCGUGGAGACACUCCAGCAAAUCAGCACCACCUUCACCCCUUCAGACAAACUCAUGGUGAUCCAGAAAACCUUUGAGGAGUUGACCCAGGAAGUAAAACCUUUGGUGGCGGAUGAUUUCCUGUGGUCCAUGGAUGACCUGCUGCCACUCUUUCUCUAUGUGGUUCUGAGAGCAAGGAUUAGGAACUUGGGAGCUGAAAUCAGUUUAAUUGAAGACCUGAUGGAUUCAAACGUUCAGCAUGGGGAGAUGGGACUCAUGUUUACAACACUGAAGGCCUGUUAUAUCCAGAUCCUGCAAGAGUCGAGUUCAUAAGCACAGCAGACGGAGGGGUCAGUGUUUCACCUCAGUUACACACAGGAAAUGACGUCUCACUUGUUGGCCAACGCUUUUGCCCUCCUCUGGACAUUUCAGGGAACCUGUUAUCGUUGUUACAUUAACAGGUCACUAUGUUACUUUGAAAUAUCUGAGAUUUUUUAAAUUAUUUUGCAGUGUUUGCCUGGAAUGCAGUUGACUUGAUUUUAAAGAAACAAGAAAAAACAUCUCAGUAAAAAAAAACAAACGUUCUUUUUGUUGCUCACUUGUGUGAUCAAAAGGAAAAAUCUGAAAGGAUUACGACACAAAUAUGAUUAUAUCAAAAGGGAAACUUGAUUUUUAUAGUAAUUACUACUUUUUUCUAACAAUCUUCAGGAUAAUAUGACUCUGGUAAUCAGAAAAAAGGAACAUCAUUUAUACAUAACUAUAAGUUAAACAUAGAAAAAUUUAUUUGAAAUUCAUACUUGCAACAGGCCCGACAAGUCUGGUCCGACUUAAAUUGACGCCAGGUUCAGAACAGUUCGUAUUGAUUUAAAGAUCUCAGUUUUUGAACCUUUUCAGCCUGAACCUUCCACAAUGCCUUACAGGUCUGAAUUCUUUUUUUCCUGCUUUGUGAAGUUGUGUUUGGUAAAUGCUCCUUUUAUACCUAAUCUUCAUUCUUGAACUUGGGAGCUGUUUAACAUUCUUCAUUGUUACUAGUUUGACUCCUGUCACAAAUUAUUUGUAGUGUUUUUCAGGCAUGAUUUUCUAAUUCUUUCUUUUACCCUAGAUUUUUAGAACAAUAAUUUACUAGUGUUUUUCAGCCUGUGAACCAGGAAAGAUUUGGAAUUAUUUAAAAAAGUCAGGGACAAACAAUAGGACCAGGAUCAAAUCAGUGACCAUGUUCCUGUAAGGCAAUGUCGGUAAUGAUUUUCUUUGAAGUUACCAUCAUAUGGCAGACAAGUGUCACAGAUCUCACAGUUGAAUGAGUUGUUUCCUAAUUUUGGUUCAGAAUCAUCCCUGUGGGGACACUUUUUCACAUCCCCACAACCAUUUUACUACAUUUCUAAAUAUGAACAAACGUAAUAAGGAUCAUGUAAAAGUUGCAAUAAUGUUUUUCUAAUAAGAGUAAUUGGGAAGUUUUUUUUAUAGUUGUAUUAGUGCAUGAAAGCACAUGGAGAAUGUCCACACUAGAAACUAUGUUGUGAUGUCUGUUUGCAUAUUGAACUCUAAGUUGUACCCAACCUAACUACCCAAUUAUACUUUGAUGUGUUUAAAAAAAAGUCCUGUACUUCAACAUGUUUCAAAACAUAUUUUUACUCAACUAUAGCACUUUACAUAUACAUAUACAAACUAUUGUGUAGUUCUGUGAGUGUUUUAGCUCAGUAUUAUGAAUAAUGAACUAUUUUUGUACUGCUGGGCCACAAAUGAUAUAGAUGUCUGUAAAAAGAAAAGAAAAACAAAAAUAGUUUUUAGAGUCAUCUUCCAACCUAAGCUAAUGCUGUUGACAACAUAACAUAACAUCUGAUGCACAGUAUUUUGGGAUGUAAACAUUUUUAAAUACACUGUAGAUUAUUGAAUACAUUACAUAGAUUUAUUUAAGGUGUGAAUUUAAUUAAAAUGUUUGGAGACAUGAUAUCCAGACUGUACAGCUUUUACACUAUCUCCACCUUUUCUCUGGUGUCAGACCGUAGAUGGCUUUUGCAAAGCUACAUCACUGUUUCUCUUCUACUUCCUGCUUUAACUGUCCUUUUCUUUUCAAAUUCCUGCAAUAUACAUUCUUAAAUAUUGUCAUCUGUUACAGUAUGCACCUUUGUACUGUUAAUGUUACUGUUUUUUGUGUCAUAACUUAGAAUAUCUGCACUGUUUGAAGUGGAAAUUGCUUACAGUUAGGGAUAGACAACAAAACAACUGUUGGGUUAAAGACAAAAUCCUUUUAGUCUCCAUUUGUAGCAUUUAAAACGUGUCAGAUCAUUUAAAAAUGCAUUUACAUAACAUUCUGAAAUGUAAUAUUAUAAAUAUGAAUCAUUGAUUUAAAAGGCUGUUGGCCUCUGUCUAAACUACUACAGAACAAAAUAAAGACAUCAAAAAAUG
This is a messenger RNA of Cynoglossus semilaevis (tongue sole), 7521 nucleotides long. RefSeq names its product alsin-like. The record is from RefSeq and is a predicted model, not a curated record. Gene Ontology annotation, cellular component: centrosome; intracellular membrane-bounded organelle; dendrite. The coding region runs from base 424 to 5448 and encodes 1674 amino acids. The transcript is spliced from 39 exons. Gene Ontology annotation, molecular function: guanyl-nucleotide exchange factor activity; small GTPase binding. Gene Ontology annotation, biological process: regulation of GTPase activity; endosomal transport. NCBI's taxonomy places the organism in Eukaryota, Metazoa, Chordata, Actinopteri, Pleuronectiformes, Cynoglossidae.